Mollisia scopiformis is the source of this 2297-nucleotide messenger RNA. Its product is annotated as PIN domain-like protein. The transcript has 3 exons. The record is from RefSeq and is a predicted model, not a curated record. Lineage: Eukaryota; Fungi; Ascomycota; Leotiomycetes; Helotiales; Mollisiaceae. Gene Ontology annotation, molecular function: 5'-flap endonuclease activity. Bases 187 to 1950 code for a protein of 587 amino acids.
AGGCUGUGCCGUGCCCCAACCACCAGAUUUACGGAUUGAGAUGCUAUCGGACCAUUAUCAGACUACCACAUAAGUAACGAGGGCAGUCUAUUGUUUUGUUUUGAAAGGAUGUUUGCUAUUUACUCUGCAUAUACAGUCUAUUCAAAGCCGAGAUCUUAUCCAAAGAGGUAGUGGCUAUCGGGCACAAUGCAGUCGACAUUCAGAAGAGAGAAGAGGAGACCAAGUUUAUUCGACAUCUUGCCAGGAGAACUGGUGGAUAUCGCGGACUAUGCGUUUGAAAUCCACAAGAGAGAGAAGCGAGCUCCGAAGCUGGCAGUCAAUGCUAGCUCGUGGUGGUAUGUCAAUCUGACAACUGCUACGGUGCAGGAGAUCAGAAAGAGAAGCGGUCCAGAUGACAACCCCAUCGAACGAAACAUCUUACUCUUUACCCUGCAGAUCCUAAGCCUAGGUUUCCAACUGCACUUCGUUUUCGAUGGAACGAAACGGUUGAGUAACAGUCGAAAAUUAUAUCCAGGCCGUGAUCCGCCAUCUGAGCUUUUCAAAGAUGUUCUGACAAAGAUUGGAGUUCCCUGGCACGAGGCGCCAGAUGCAGCAGAGGCGGAAUGCGCCAAGAUGGAGAUGGAAAGAGUCGUUGAUGCAGUUUGGUCCGAGGAUGGAGAUGCUCUUGCUCUUGGUUGUCGGACCCUCAUCAAAUCAUUUUUCAAAAUCCAGUCGUCUACCGCAGAAAGUGAAAAGAGGAACAAGAGCUACGCACAAUUCACGGUAUACAAUAUGGAGAAGCUUGCUGGGGAGCAUCCUGGUAUGGAUAGAGAAGGGUUUGUGCUUAAUGCCAUCUUCAACAGGAUGUCAAAGAAUCCCGACGAACAAUCCUACCUUGCACCUGACGACGUACUGGAAGCCGCAGAGCGUGGUCUGGCGAAGUCAUUAUGCGCAGCUUCAGGAUCAUCGAAGGAGCUGAGACAAUGGGCGAAAACCGAAUUCUCUGAUUACCUGCAGAGCCCUGAGAUCCCCCUAGAUUUUCCAAGACGGCAACAUGUCCAGGAUUAUCUGAAGCCUAUUGUAUCAAGCCGGGAGGUAUUCUUAAACUUCCAAAAAGCUCGAGAACCUUUCGACAACGAGGACGCGUUAUUCUCAUUUCUCACAGACAGGCUUCAGAUGACCUUGAACCAGUGGGUAAAGUACGUCUUGCCCUAUCGUGUUGUCCGAUCUCUACUUGCGACCGAAGAAGGUUCUGAAAGUCAACACGAUCACUUGAAACUUAAGUGCAACGACAUUUUGAAGAGAAAGAAGGGCCAACUGCCUCAAAAAGUGGUAGCGGAGUUUAAGCUCUGUGAAGCAACGUCUCUGAAUGUAGCAACCCUCCACAUGGAGACAGGAGAAGUUGAAACGAUGCUGUGGAUUCUCCGCAGAGCCAACUUCAAUCAGACACCGAGUCUCAAGACAUUCUUUACUCCAAGUCAAAAGGGAAAGGGCAUAGCUCCAGGAUCGAUGCCAGAAAGACCCCGUCAAAGACAUAUACCUGAAGCUGAAAUGGCAAUUGCAACACCUUCGUCUGCCCCAGCAUCAAAUCCAAAUGGAGAGGUGCAGACAGGGGAGCCUAGCAAUUCUAGGCCUCAAAAAAGCCCUCCUAGCCCAACACCAGCUUCAAGAAAGAGAAAGCGCCAUAUCCCUCGGCAAGUCAGUAAAAGAUUCAGUAAAACGACUUGUCCACCUUCAAGAACCAUGGACUCUGGCAAGGCCGUUGAGAAAGACACUGGUGACCGUGACAGUCUGAUGAUGACACCACCGAUGUCAUAUCUCUAUGACGCGGAAACACCUGAACGUCAUGCCCGAGCUAGCUCUGCCGACAAGAAACAGCCCCUUGAUGCCAACCUACUGUUGACACCGAUGGACCAGAUUGCAGAUCGAGCAGACGCUGGUGACGGUUACAUAGUGAUAGAUUCAGACUGAGACCCAGAGGCCAUGGAUGAUGAGCUUUUUAAGAACCUCAGCAGAUAACUUACUAUCGUUACCAAUGGUAGGAGGAUAUGAAGCUUGCAGAGGUAGCUGGGCGUAACAUGGUUGAUCUGGACUGAGGUGUUGAAGGAGAGAGGUCACAUUUUGCACGCUAAGGUCAGAGACUGGAUCUUGUCGAAGAUCGUCAUCACUGGACGGAGAGACAGCCGUGGAUCUUGUCUUAUUCUGAAAGCUUUCCAAGAUACCCAUUUGUGAAUUAAAGCAAAAAGGAAAAAAAGCCCUGUCACGUGUAGAGUCUGGCUUCAUUCACGUGCUGAUAAUAAACACGAUACCUGCUUGAG